This is a messenger RNA of Exophiala bonariae, 1164 nucleotides long. RefSeq lists its product as uncharacterized. The transcript has 3 exons. Gene Ontology annotation, molecular function: metal ion binding; agmatinase activity. The coding region runs from base 1 to 1164 and encodes 387 amino acids. The record is from RefSeq and is a predicted model, not a curated record. NCBI's taxonomy places the organism in Eukaryota, Fungi, Ascomycota, Eurotiomycetes, Chaetothyriales, Herpotrichiellaceae.
AUGCUCUCCUCUUGGUGGAUUACUCAAUUGGCACUUCUCAUCAGCCCAACCACAUCGCUUGCACGAGAUAUCAUCUUUCCCUCGAUCGACCCACUACAAGUUAAUCUUGCCAGUCCACGACACCCAAGUGAGGAUGAUCUGUCCGAGGCCACGAUCUACGCAGGUCUAACAACCUUCGCAAAUCUACCCUGGCGCCACUGUCUGUCAUCCGAGGAUCAUAUCGAACAAUAUGAUAUCGCGUUUUUGGGAGCUCCAUUCGACACGGCCACAACUGGACGACCGGGAACUCGGUUUGGGCCAACUGGUAUCAGACUCGGUUCUCGACGUAUCAGUCCGUUCGCCUCCUGGAGCCCCUAUGCCAAGGACAGUAGCUUUUUCGACUGGGCUCGGAUCGUGGACUGUGGUGAUGCACCCCUGACCUUUUUGGAUAACACCGUAGCCUUGCGUCAGCUCCUGAAGGCACACCAAGCGAUUUCCGGCCGAACAGCAAACGCAUCGCAUGUUGCCAGUGUGCCUCGCGUAAUUACCCUUGGGGGUGAUCACACCACAACGCUAGCGGCUCUUAGGUCCACCAUCGAUCACUGGGGACCUGUGAGUGUCAUACAUUUCGACUCUCAUAUUGAUACUUGGGACCCGAAAAUCCUUGGUGGAGGGAUAUCUCACUAUGCAGGCUUGAAUCAUGGCACCUUUCUUCACAUUGCGCAUGAAGAAGGGCUGAUCCUCAACACAUCAGCCCAUGCCGGGAUACGUGCCCCCGUGAUGAAUAAGAAACAUGACUGGAGGAACGACAGACGUUGUGGAUUUGAGAUUACUACUGCGAGAGAGAUCGACAAAAUCGGCGUGGCAGGAAUCAUCGAGAAGUUGAAGGCACGGGUUGGAGACAGCAACGUCUACAUUACUGUCGACAUUGAUGUGCUCGACCCAGCAUAUGCACCCGGCACGGGCACAGCUGAAGUUGGUGGGUGGACGACCAGAGAACUCCUCAGUAUCCUUGAUGGCCUGGAAGGUCUGAAAGUCAUUGGAGCGGAUGUGGUUGAGGUUUCUCCUGCCUACGACAACGCAGGAGAGACUACAGUCCUUGCCGCAGCGGAAGUCGCUCUCUCUUUGAUGGGACUGAUGGUCCAUACUCCUGUGAAGCCUCUCAAACAAACCGACGAUGUAUAG